Molecule: messenger RNA, 1803 nt
Organism: Hypoxylon trugodes
Lineage: Eukaryota; Fungi; Ascomycota; Sordariomycetes; Xylariales; Hypoxylaceae
Exons: 2
Coding region: 316-1527 (403 amino acids)
Biological process (GO): regulation of transcription by RNA polymerase II
Cellular component (GO): nucleus
Molecular function (GO): DNA-binding transcription factor activity, RNA polymerase II-specific; RNA polymerase II cis-regulatory region sequence-specific DNA binding
Source: RefSeq, a predicted model, not a curated record
GUUCGGGGGUUCCUGGUCGCAUACUUCCUGAAGUGUCCUGCCAAACACACUUAAGGCUCGCUGAUCCCCCUCCCGUAGCUCGUGACGGAUCUUCUUCACUGGAUCUUGAGAGACAAGUCACCGCCUCGGCAAGGUGACACGAAUCUGUCCCCUUCGGGAUCCCGCAUCUGAUCAGCGAACUAUACAACUUCCUUAUCUUUAUAUUAUUUUUUUUUAUACACGCGAGGAGGAAAAAAAAUAGGAGUUUGGUCGAAGUGUUGGAAAGCUUGAUUACUUCCAACCCUUUACUCUUUUCUAUGAUAUAUUGUGUCGAAGAUGACUAUGACUCUUGAUAAUCAAUCACGACUCGGGGCCCUCAACUUCGACCACAUGUCUUCCUACUCCAACCCUCCGCACUUCUCCAACCCGUGGGCCGCGGGCUCGUCAAACCAACAUGGCAGUCACAGCUUGUACUCACAAGGACUCAAUGCCAACUUGGGUGGCCUCGACUCUAUGGCUAAGCAGCAUGCCGCGCGGACAGGUCCCAGUAGCAGUGCCUCAAUGGCAUCGUAUGGGAGUAUCCCGGUGACGGCAUCUUCAGCAGGUAGCUCUCUCAUGGCGGACCUCUAUGGACAGCAGGACUUACUCAAUAUGCCGCAAGAUCUCUUAAAUUUGAACCGAAUGCAAACCACGUCAGCCGCUUACGGAGAGUCGGCGUACGCGACAGCGACGGCGGCUUCUCCAGUGAAUGCGACGUACUCGGCGUCGCCGAGUUCUUACGAUAGCGUGUCCGGGUACGCCCCGGCGCCCAUGCGCUCAACGUUCGCCCUCGCGCCAGACGCCGAUAAUCGAAGGUAUUCCCAAUCGUCAAUUUCUUCACUCCCAAUGGUCGAUCCCGGCUCAAGCGAUAUGUCCCGCUCUCACCGGAAUUCAUUGGUUGACAUGAAUCACAGAGGUCUUCAGAACGAUGAUCGGAGGAGUUUCGCAGAUGCUCUCGACGCUGGCCAAGGCAUGUUGGCCAUGAGCCAAGAGACGCCGCGAGCCAUAUACCCUCCCGGUAACCGUGGUAGGGGUUCCGCCGACUCUUACGGAUUUCCAUCGACGCAUUCGACAAGUUCCUCAAUUUCCUCGGCGAGUAAUUAUGGUAGUGGGUAUUAUGCAGGAUCAGUCGAUUCGUCGGUUAGUGAUUAUUCGACGGCAGGUUCUGACAUUGAGUCUGUUACCUCCCGAACGCUGCCUCGGCCGAAUCUAAUGACCCAACCCCCACCCGCGCCUCAGUCGAUGAUGGGGUCGUUUAGCUCGAAAGUAUCGUCGAGCACCCAAAAGAAGCACAAGUGUAAAGUCUGCGACAAAAGAUUUACUCGGCCGAGUUCUCUACAGACCCAUAUGUAUAGUCACACAGGCGAAAAGCCCUUCUGUUGUGAAGUGGAGGGAUGUGGAAGACACUUUUCAGUUGUAUCGAAUUUGCGGCGACACCGGAAGGUACAUAAAAACGACGCCAAGUCCGACGCUGGAUCCGAAGAUCACCACGAUGAUCACUCCGACUAAAGUAAAAAAAAAAGCAUUUAAGAAGUACACACUUCGAUGACAAAAAUAUGUUCGAUUGUGCGCAAGGUUACGAUUUAGAAUUGUUUUACGAUUGUCCUUGUUAUGCGGAUACCUCAUGUUGACUCACGUUUAAAUUGGUCUCAUGGUUUUAGAGGAGACCAAUUGCCAGCAUUUUUAUUAUUUUCCCGGCCUGAUGCUACCAAAAAAUUGGGUUGCAGGUUUUUUACGUCUCUUGUACGAAGGCAUCAUUAUCAUCGAAAUUCGUUUGCGCUGCUG